AUAUGUUACAGAGACAUCUGUUCUCAGUUCAGUCCGCUGGAGCACCUGCAGGAGCAGCGCUGUUGACUCAGGAACAGCUGGGAGACCGGGAUAGGAUCAUAUUUCAGACGAUCCAGUCGGACUCAGCGAACCGGUUCAUCAAGUUACUAAAAUAACUUCAAAAUAUCGAUUCGUCCAGGAAGCUAUCAUCUCUAGUUGACACACACACACACGAUCGGUUACUACCACUUCUCUAUCAGAUGAUUUGAUUACACUAGAAACCUCUUACUCGAGCAGACUCUGUCAGCCUUUGCAGAAAGUUUACAUUAUUUACUUUUGCUGCACAAGUGAACGUUUAUCGUAGCUUGUAACAUAUGGCUUGUGCGCAGCGUUAUGUCAACAAAGUUGUCAUCGUUACUGGAGGCACUAGAGGCAUUGGAAGGGGCAUCGUUAAAGUGUUUGUGCAAAACGGAGCCAAAGUUGUGUUCUGCGCACAAGAGACUGAGUGGUCAGCAGGCCAGUCUCUCGAGUCUGUGCUGAACAAGGAAGGACUGGGAUCAUGCACGUUUGUGUCAUGUGAUGUGACAAAAGAGGACGACAUCAAGCGAUUAAUCAAUGUGACAGUCGAGAGGUUUGGACAAAUAGACUGUUUGGUGAACAACGCUGGCUGGCACCCCCCUCACAAGACCACAGAUGAAACCACAGCAGAAGAGUUUAGAGACCUGCUUGAUCUGAACCUCAUCAGUUACUUCCUUACUUCAAAGUAUGCACUGCCUUAUCUGCGUAAAACACAAGGAAACAUCAUCAAUUUGUCCAGCCUUGUGGCCUCAAUAGGUCAGAAAGAUGCUGCUCCUUAUGUGGCAACCAAGGGGGCGAUCACCGCCAUGACUAAAGCAAUGGCUGUGGAUGAGAGUCGCUAUCAAGUGAGAGUGAACUGCAUCUCUCCAAGCAAUAUAAUGACGCCUCUGUGGGAGGAGCUUGCCGGCCGCACAGAAGAUGCUGCUGCCACUGUUAAGGGGGGAGAAAAUGCUCAGCUGAUUGGUCGAAUGGGAACGGAGAAUGAGAGCGGAUUAGCGGCCCUCUUUUUGGCAGCUGAUGCCACUUUCUGUACUGGGAUAGAUUUGUUUCUGAGUGGAGGGGCUGAACUGAACUACGGCUUCAAAAGCCAAAUUCCAUAACCGGACAGUGAUGGAAAGGCCCAUGAAAUGAUAACAGGGCAUAAUUUUUCAUUUCAGACAGCUUGUUUCAUGCUGCUUUUCAGUGCCACUAUUUGUGUUCUCAGUGUAACUAGUUCUCAGUGUAACCAAUUUUUUUUU
Molecule: messenger RNA, 1295 nt
Organism: Carassius carassius (crucian carp)
Lineage: Eukaryota; Metazoa; Chordata; Actinopteri; Cypriniformes; Cyprinidae
Product: 17-beta-hydroxysteroid dehydrogenase 14-like
Exons: 9
Coding region: 354-1157 (267 amino acids)
Biological process (GO): steroid catabolic process
Cellular component (GO): cytosol
Molecular function (GO): estradiol 17-beta-dehydrogenase [NAD(P)+] activity
Source: RefSeq, a predicted model, not a curated record